Macadamia integrifolia is the source of this 2265-nucleotide messenger RNA. Its product is annotated as receptor-like protein 51. The transcript has a single exon. The record is from RefSeq and is a predicted model, not a curated record. Lineage: Eukaryota; Viridiplantae; Streptophyta; Magnoliopsida; Proteales; Proteaceae. The coding region runs from base 233 to 1636 and encodes 467 amino acids. Gene Ontology annotation, molecular function: protein binding.
AAGGGGCCCUCCUCUUCCAAGCGACCUCCUUUUUCCAUUGAUUACUUCCAAGAGAUCUUCCACACUUUCCUCUGUUUUCUGUCAUUCCAGAGUCGCAGAGAACCCCAUCAGAACCUCCUCUCUCUCUGUCUCUCUCUCUCAAACACUCAACUCAUUCUACUCCAGGGCAAGAACCCAUCAGGGAUACAGAGCCUCUCAGGUCUCUCUCUCUUUCUCCAUGUGUCUCUGAGCAAUGGAUCACAAACACUCAGCCCUUCUUAUUACACUCUUUCUCAUAACCUAUCCCAUCAACAUCUACUGUUUCUCCCCACAUUCACCAUUGUCAUCACCAUCACCAGACAAAUCUCCAAUUAAAACACAUUCACCUUCAAAACCUUCAAGACUCUCACCAUCCCCAUCUCUCCCUUCUUCACCUUCAAACCCAUCAACAUCUCUAUCUAUUCAUUCAGAGCUUGAACCCAAACAGUCACAGGCCCUCCGUUCCUUCAACAUCUCCACUACGAAAGACCCCUGCUUUCAACCUUCCCCUCACAAUGCCACUCUCUGCAACUCAGAAAAGCCAUUCCGGCACCUCAUUUCGCUUCGCCUCCUCAACUGCUCCGACAACGUCGAAAUGUCCACCACCACCUUCAAAUCCCUCAACACAUUGCAACAUCUCGAAUUCCUCAACUGCCCCGUCUCACCCUUUCACUUCCCAGAUGAACUCAUCGCUAGUCUCCGCUCCUUCACAUGCGUCAACAGUCUCCGUCAGUUAACCGGUGUUUGGUUCAGCCGCCUGAAGAAUCUCACCGAUCUAACGGUCUCCCAAGUGAUGGUUAACACCCCCAGACCAUCGAUCAUUCUAGGGAACAUGAAGAAUCUCAGGUCAGUAACCAUCUCCAACACCAAUCUUACUGGGACUCUCCCCAAAACAUGGAAUUUGAACAUUACCCACAUUGAUUUAUCCGGAAAUCGUCUUAAAGGAAACGUACCCAAUUCGCUAACUCUUCUCUCGGAUCUUGAAUUCCUGAAUCUUUCUUCGAAUGCUCUUACGGGUGAGCUACCCUCUUCACUGGGAGACUUGAUUACACUCCGAAUUCUCUCAUUUGCAUCCAAUUCAUUGUCGGGUUCGAUACCGGAAUCAAUUUUGAAGAUCCCUGGCCUACUUCAUCUUGAUCUUAGCUCAAACCAUUUCAAUGGAACAAUACCGAAAUUUCUUACUGAGAUGAAAGAAUUGAAGUAUCUCAAUCUUGAGAACAACAACUUCCAUGGUGUGAUUCCCUUCAAUGGGUCCUUCAUAAAGAGAUUGGCGGUGUUCAUGGUAGGUGGUAACAGCAACCUCUGUUACAACCAAUCCAUUGUGCCUUCGAAGCUGAAGCUCGGGAUUGCUCCAUGUGAUAAAGAUGGGUUACCUGGGUCACCCCUGCCGGAUAGCCUAUUAGAUUUAUCUCUGUCUUCCGACGAUAGCAGCAGCGUCGAUAACAAGGUAGGGAAUGAAUCAAGCCACAAGGCCCAGACCCCGGCCGCGGCUCCGGCGCCCGUCAAGAGGGAUAGUCGGCACGAGCUAAGUAAGAUUGUUCUUGGAGUUGCUAUUGGGCUUUCAUCCAUUGUCUUUUUGAUUGUGUUCCUGGUUUUUCUCUCAAAGUGGUGUGGAUGAAAGAUCACUGACCAGAUUUUGGUUCAAAGAAAACUAAUCGUUAGCAACAGUAGACAUGGGAUCUACACGCGGCUUGCAUGUAAUGGCAUCUCCCACGCCUCAUAGGAGAAGAGAUGAAGAAAAGUGCAUUGCUAAACGUAUACAUAAGGCCUACUUGAUCAGGGAGUAGAGACUUGAAAGUGUGUCAAGAUGACAGAGAGUGCGAGAGCCACGAGAUGUGAGAGUAAAGAUUAGAGUGUGUGUCAGUACGAGUGGAGUGAGUGUUUGAGUGCCGAUGUAUACUCCUUUUUCGAUAAUUUAAUCUAGAGGUGAAGAAUGCAGUCAAGCUGUGUGGCCCCUAUGGCAAUGUAAGGGCCAAUGGGAGCACAAAUGGGCAUCUAAGGGGAAGGGUUCAUUUCAUUGUCCCGUGUGAGGGGUGUUGGGGAUGCUGCAGGCUAGCAUUCUUUUACAUAUUCAUGAUUUGGGGAAGGGUUCUUUGAGCCUAAGGCGUAUUCUACACUAAGAUACAUUGUAAUAUUUUAUUGAUUGUUUUAAAAAAGAAAAAAAUAUAAUAAAAAAAUUCUCAUGUCAUGGCGUAGUAAAAGUCUUAGGCUCAGAGAAUCUUUUUCCCUUAUUAUUAUAUAAAAGGG